Molecule: messenger RNA, 1702 nt
Organism: Lemur catta (Ring-tailed lemur)
Lineage: Eukaryota; Metazoa; Chordata; Mammalia; Primates; Lemuridae
Gene: B3GAT2
Product: beta-1,3-glucuronyltransferase 2
Exons: 4
Coding region: 1-978 (325 amino acids)
Biological process (GO): chondroitin sulfate proteoglycan biosynthetic process; carbohydrate metabolic process
Cellular component (GO): Golgi membrane
Molecular function (GO): galactosylgalactosylxylosylprotein 3-beta-glucuronosyltransferase activity
Source: RefSeq, a predicted model, not a curated record
AUGAAGUCCGUGCUGUUCAGCCGCUUCUUCAUCCUACUGCCCUGGAUCCUAAUCGUCAUCAUCAUGCUCGACGUGGACACGCGCAGGCCCGCGCCCCCGCUCACCCCGCGCCCCUACUUCUCUCCCUAUGCAGCGGGCCGCGGGGGCCCACGACUCCCGCUCCGCAGCCGCAGGGCCGGCCCCGUGCGCGGGGUCGAAAAGCGCAACGAGUCUCGGCAGCAGCCGCCGCCGCAGCCGCAGCUGCCCACCAUCUAUGCCAUCACGCCCACCUACAGCCGCCCGGUGCAGAAAGCUGAGCUGACCCGUCUGGCCAACACGUUCCGCCAGGUGGCGCAGCUGCACUGGAUCCUGGUGGAGGACGCGGCGGCGCGCAGCGAGCUGGUGAGCCGCUUCCUGGCCCGGGCCGGGCUGCCCAGCACGCACCUGCACGUGCCCACGCCGCGGCGCUACAAGCGGCCCGGGCUGCCGCGCGCCACCGAGCAGCGCAACGCCGGCCUCGCCUGGCUGCGCCAGAGGCACCAGCACCAGCGCGCGCAGCCCGGCGUGCUGUUCUUCGCCGACGACGACAACACCUAUAGCCUGGAGCUCUUCCAGGAGAUGCGGACCACACGCAAGGUCUCUGUCUGGCCCGUGGGCCUGGUUGGUGGGCGACGCUAUGAACGUCCGUUGGUGGAAAAUGGCAAAGUCGUUGGUUGGUACACCGGCUGGAGAGCAGACAGGCCUUUUGCCAUCGACAUGGCAGGAUUUGCUGUAAGUCUUCAAGUCAUCCUGUCCAACCCAAAAGCUGUAUUUAAGCGGCGUGGAUCCCAGCCAGGGAUGCAAGAAUCUGACUUUCUAAAACAAAUAACAACAGUGGAAGAACUGGAACCAAAAGCAAAUAACUGCACCAAGGUUCUCGUGUGGCACACUCGGACAGAGAAGGUUAAUCUCGCCAACGAGCCAAAGUACCACCUGGACACAGUGAAAAUUGAGGUAUAAAAUCAAAGCAACAACUGGUGCAGUUUGCCUGGCCAAAGGAUGUGGACGAGGAUGUUUGGAGUUUAGGCUGCAGAGAUUCAGGUAUUGUUCACUUUACUUCAGUACAACAGCCUUUAUUGUCAUCUGAUGGACAUCUGUGUAAACAGUGCUUGUCAGUUAACAGAAGCUAACCGGAUGGUACAAAACGUAUGUUUUGUCUUCAUUUGUUCUGCAUGUUUUCCCUACAACUAAAUUGGAAGAUUUUUGUAUAGUACAGUCAUAUGACACUGCAGGAUACUAUUCUGAGUAUCUUACACUUUCUUCCUCCCCCUCAAUUUGGCAGCACUGAACAGCUUUUAGAAACAAGAUGAGAGGUAUUUUAUCAGGUAAACGUUCCCAAUUCCUGACUUUGCAACAUUAAGUAAUUUUUGGAAGACUGGUGGCAGUAUACAUCAUAGGAAAUAAAAACCCCACAAUUGAAAAGGUCUAUGGAUUCAUCUGUUUAAUAUAGGGAAAUAACAUUUUGUCAAUACUAGGCACCAUAAAAUGUAAACACAAUUACUGUCAUAAACCUGGAUAUACCUUCAAGGAUUCAAAGUGGCUUUGUUUUAGUUACCCUGUUUGCAUGUAGUGCAGAAAAAGGUCUUCAUAUUAGCACUAUGUACAUAAGACGAGAUCCAAAUUACAAGAGAGGCAGAUAAAAUUUGUAUUCUUUAAACAUUCGUUAAACUAAGUUUUGUAGUAA